Messenger RNA from Syngnathus typhle (broad-nosed pipefish), 2939 nucleotides. RefSeq names its product interleukin-1 receptor-associated kinase 3 (gene irak3). Gene Ontology annotation, biological process: signal transduction; protein phosphorylation. The record is from RefSeq and is a predicted model, not a curated record. The coding region runs from base 916 to 2517 and encodes 533 amino acids. Lineage: Eukaryota; Metazoa; Chordata; Actinopteri; Syngnathiformes; Syngnathidae. Gene Ontology annotation, cellular component: plasma membrane. Gene Ontology annotation, molecular function: protein binding; ATP binding; protein kinase activity. The transcript has 10 exons.
GUCUGCCAUAGGAGUGUCUUAAACUGGAGAGUUGUUUACAAAUACGAGUCUUCAUUUUUAAGGGGAACAAUGACUUCUGGGAGCGGUGAAUUAAGCUCUCUCCAAAAAAAAAAAAAAAAAAAAAAAAGGUUCCUCGACCGGUUUGAAACGACAAACAGACGAUGGAAUAAGGAACUGAUCACGUGUAAGUCAUUAAUUAACUUCGCCAGUAGAGGGCAGAAGACACUAUAAAAAACCAGGGAAAAAAAGCUCGGACAAGUGAAUGUUUACUGAACUGCCACCAUUUGCGAUAUUGUAUAAACCCAAAACGACAAAAGUAGAAGAAUAUGGACUUUCUUUUGAAUUGCUGGGACUUGGCUUGGUUUCUCGUCUUGUUUAAUGGUGUCAAAAUUCUUACAGCAGUGGAACUUUACAUACUUUUUUUCCAGCAUUGUAAUAAAUUCAAUGUUUUUCCUAAUACGAGUCAUUCCUGAUGAUAUGCUUCUGUACCAAAAGUGCAUUUUUGCAUACGAUUUUCAGUUUAAAAAGGUAAUUAUUUACACUCUAUUCAUUUUAUUUUACUCAUUGUUGCUGUUUUUACUCAUUGUGCAGUUGAAUUUUAUUAAAAUUAUGAUACAAAAAAUGUUGGAAUGAGAGUCGACCAUGCCGAAAAGAAAUUGUGAAUUGUCGCCAUUUUGUGAUUAUAAUUUUAAACCCAGUUUAUUUUUGUGGUAAACCUUAGUUCUUUCCGCUCCAAAUAGAGAAUGUGACGUCACUCAUUGUUUACCACGGAAGCCGGGAGGGCGGCUUUACCGGAAAUAUUCUAAAACGUACCCGGAGAAUGACUCCACCACUAAGGGGAGUUUCCACAAUUUCACCAUACGCGAAAUUUCCGUCUUUGACAUUUGUGACUGUUAUCAGCUCAGACGGUUUGAUAUGGACCCAAACACGUUUCUCUACAAUGUCCCUCCGUUCCUCAUUGAAAGGUUUUGUGAGAUUAUGGACACCGGAUGUAAUCGUUACGGAUGGCGCGAACUAGCCGCCCGUAUCCUCCCAAGCUUCACAGAGGUCCGCAAGUACGAGCGUGUGGAGGAAGGUGGUCGCAGUCCCACCAAGGAGCUUCUGUGGUCCUGGGCUCAGCGAAACGCGCAAGUGCAGGACUUGAUGAAAGUCCUGCAGGACAUGGGGCACUCUAGGGCCAUAAAGAUCUUUCAGGACCACUUUUAUGAAGUCAAAGAUGUUGCAUCCCAGCCGCCUCCACCUAGAUUACACAUCAAUCAAAUAAUAAGCGCAGAUGUGUUUUCUCCAGGGGAACCUCAGCCACAAAUCAGUUUGAGGAAAAUCUUAGAGGCAACUAGAGAUUUUAACCACGAAAUGAGAAUUUCGGAAGGCUGCUUCGCUGAUAUUUACUUGGCACAGAUGGGAGGCAGAACAUUCGCCGUGAAACUUUUCAAAAAGGUCAAUAACAUAUCCUGGAAGAAUCUGUGGGACGUUUUCCAAAAAGAUAUGGAACUCCAUCAGUUGCGGAGACAUCCAAACAUUCUCGAGUUGUCGGGCUGCUUUUCUGACAAAAGGCGCUACUGUCUGGUUUCCCCUUACAUGCCGAAGGGAUCGCUCUUCCACAGACUCCAUCGUCAGAACGGUGGAUUGCCUUUGUCUUGGCACGAACGUUUCACCAUCAUAAAUAAAAUUGCCAAGGCUUUACAUUAUCUCCAUGAGUCCCAACCAUGCUCAGUCAUCUGUGGGAAUCUUUCCAGUUCUAAUAUACUCCUGGAUGACGACACGCAACCCAAGCUGUCCGAUUUCUGCCUGGCCCAACUUCGUCCUCAUUCGGUCAAACGUAAUCAUACCAUCACACUGGAUGCAGGUUCCCACGGCAACCCGGAGUACCUCCCCGAGGAGUACCUCCGAAAUGGCAAACUCUCGACCAGUUUGGAUAUUUUCAGCUUCGGAAUGGUCGUCAUGGAAACGAUGACAGGACGUAAAGUUGUAGAGGAGCUGCCGAAACGUGCGCAGCUGCGGGAUUUGCUCACCGAAGUGGAGGACAGUGGCAGCGUAGACUCUUGUCUGCAGUUUUUGGAUACGUCAGCUGGUCAAUGGCCAACGUCUUUGGCGCGUAGUCUUCUGGAUCUUUCUUUGCGAUGUGUCUCGAGUCAACACCACUGCAGACCCAGCAUGGAGAACGUCUUGAGUCAGCUGCUGCCACCUCCCAGCUUCUCCUCUUUGGACUGCCCUCACAGCCUGGACGAUGGCGCCGCUAUUCACAUCCAGCACAGCCCGUCACCUAGCAUCCCCGUGGAACACGAUGAACAGCGCAGCCUCCCUGGUUCUCCGGCUCAGGCACAACCCUGCGAAUGCAGCCAAUCAGAGGUGACAUAUAUAAAUGUGACUGAGACUGUGGAAACCAAAGAAGAAGGAAACCCGUCGUACAAAAGCUGGCCGGUACAGUGCAGCUGCCAAGCUGAGACUGGAGGUCUUUCCUGUGAAGACUGCAGGGCUAAUGGUUUUAGCAACACUAGCCAGGAUUUAGCUGAGUAAUUGGACAUUUUUUAUUUUUUUAUGAUUUAUAUUGAGUCCUUAACCUUUCUGUCAUACACAUUUUAGAUCUAUUUAAGCUAUUUUUGUCGUAGUAUUUAAUUUUAUAUUCCUCGUAUCUUCAAAUAGGGGCCUUGGUUAUUCACUGAUACGUUAACAAAUAAAUGUCUCGCCCCUUUGAAUGCCUUCUGCUGAGCAAAUACCAGCCAAUGUUUGAGAUAAGGAGAUAUGGUGGCCUGCCCCCUUUUAUAAAAAUUCUUGGAAAUAUGUUAUAUUUUGAAUAUGCAAAAUGUACGUUUAUGACUGUAAUACUCAUUAACACUAUGUAUAAAACCAAAGCUGAUAUAGCAUGACUACAUUAUGUCAUGAUAUUGGAAUAUUUUAUAGUUUAAAAUUAUUGUGAUAAUAAAAAAUUAUAUUUGUCA